CUCUCAGUGCCCGUCUCUAUAUUGCUUAUAUGAUUUAUCGUUUUAUCAAAGAAACCACAUUCAACUACAAAUAAAAUUGAAAAACGUUGACAGUGAAUGGUUUAAGAUGAUGCCGGAUGUGAGAAAUUUGAAGCAGGCAGUUAUGCCUAUUAUAUGGCUCAAUUGUAUAUUUUGUAUGGGUAUAUUUGAAAUACCCAUAAAUCGACCACGAUAUUUUCUAAGUGUUUUUUACGCCAUCUCAAUAUUAAUUGGAUAUUUCGCUUUAUUUUACAAGGAAUUUUACAUUUUCCAAGAAGAAUUUAUUCAAGAAUUUAUGGUAUUCUAUGUCGUCUUAGGAAUCAACGUUUUAGUUGCCAUGGUGACUAUAAUUUUGUUCUGGUGGAAAACAGAGACUAUGAAUAACACAAUUAAAAGGCAUAGUAUAGUGGACAGUACUUUAGAAGCAUUGGGCAUAAAAGCAGAGAAUCAGAAAAUCUUCCGCAAUGUUCUGGGUAUGAUAGCUAUGUGGACAGUAGGCAUGAUAUUGAUAAUCCUCACAUAUGUAGGAUGGAUAUGGUAUCAGGAUAUUGGAUACUGGACUAUCUUUUGUAGCAGCAUAAGCAUGUGCUUUCCGAUUCUUAUAAAUUGUGUAGUGGAUCUUACCUUUGCUUCGUUCAUUAGAUGUGUUCAAAUAAAAUUUCAGAAGACAAAUACUGUAAUCAGCAACAUAGUGCUUUGUGCAAAUGAAUCAAAUGCUUUCAAGACUCAUAAUCAGAACGAUAAUACUGCAUUAGCAAUGGCAACCUAUAAAGACAACAACGACAAGAUGAUGCAUCACAUUCAGACAAUAAGACAUUUACAUUUGGAAAUUACAAGAAUAGGACAGCAAAUUAGUUGCACUUAUUGUCUGCAACUUCUAUUCGAAUCGGCAGUUCAUUUUACGAUGAUAACGUCGACUACUUAUUGUUUAUAUGGGGUAUUUUCUGGUCAGUUAAGAGUGACAGUCAGUAACGGAAAGAUUAUUAGCAUGGCAGUAGCGGCAUGCGUUUUUUCAUUCAAAAUUAUUUUCGUAAAUUGGCUUUGUACGAGUGUAUCGACUGAGGCAUGUAGAACCGCCGAAAUAUUACAAUCUUUUGAAGGAUCUAUUAUCAAUGACGAUAUGCGAGAAGAGAUUCGUCAGUUUACACAGCAAAUAAUACUCAAUUCGUUAAAUUUUACCGCUGCUGGUUUCUUCACAAUUAAUAAUUCUCUUACUGGCAAGUUCUUUGCCACGGUCACGACUUAUGUAGUUAUUCUAAUACAAAUGAACACAUCCAUAUAGCAUAAUGAUAUGUAAAAUGAGAAUUCAAACAUAUUAUAAAUAAAUAAACAACCUAUAUGGUAUACAUAUAAGUAUACACAU
This is a messenger RNA of Vollenhovia emeryi, 1381 nucleotides long. Its product is annotated as gustatory and pheromone receptor 32a-like. Gene Ontology annotation, cellular component: membrane; axon; neuronal cell body. The transcript is spliced from 8 exons. The record is from RefSeq and is a predicted model, not a curated record. Gene Ontology annotation, biological process: sensory perception of taste. The coding region runs from base 107 to 1300 and encodes 397 amino acids. Lineage: Eukaryota; Metazoa; Arthropoda; Insecta; Hymenoptera; Formicidae.